AUGACCGGAUUAGCAGUGUCUCCUGUAGGCAUGGCCGGAGGUCAGCGGAGACUUGCAUCCCGAAAAAAAGAAAAAGACUGGAACGAACGUACUCGCAGGCCAUCGACGGAUCAGACAUUUGUGCGGUUUCAAUUUCAGUCAGCAAGCCACAAACUCAACGAAGGAUCGCUGCACUCACCACCUGCGAACAGAUGGGCAACAUCUUCGCUCAGCAAGGCUCAAGCUCCAGCAGGAUCAAUGCAACUUGUGCGCUGCGAACAGUGGGCAAUGGUUUCGAUCGGUAUGGCUCAAGCUCGAAGGAUGAACAAAGCAUCCGCACGCUAUGAACGGCGGGCAAUGACUCCGAUUGCCUGUUUGAAAGGAUACACUAUCCCUUCCGGCGCAAUCGGUACCCAAUGGAAGUCUUACAUUCCUCUCUCCCACACCUCCCUCUACUCACACCCAUCGGCUUCACCCACAGUCGAACUUCUAAGUCCUGAUCGACAACUUCCCUGGCUCCUGCGUCGAAAGUUGAAACCCUCAUCCCGGGAUCCGACCUCGCUGCUCAUAUGGGCACCCCCACCUCCUAUCGCGAAUUCACCCCCCCCCUCUCCCCCUCCCUCCCUAUGCAGUGCCGAAGUUGAUCUGAUCGGUCUUAGCGCAAUGUCACCAUGGGACGAAGAAACUAUCGUGAAACAGCUGGCGUAG
Molecule: messenger RNA, 687 nt
Organism: Suillus clintonianus
Lineage: Eukaryota; Fungi; Basidiomycota; Agaricomycetes; Boletales; Suillaceae
Exons: 4
Coding region: 1-687 (228 amino acids)
Source: RefSeq, a predicted model, not a curated record